Psylliodes chrysocephalus is the source of this 213-nucleotide messenger RNA. Lineage: Eukaryota; Metazoa; Arthropoda; Insecta; Coleoptera; Chrysomelidae. The record is from the annotation of a GenBank genome assembly.
AUGGAUAGUUUACUUAUUUUAAAAAAGACUGUAAGGGUUGUAAUAUGUAAAUAUUGUAGUAAACCACUAAUAAACUCAAAGACCUAUUUUAAACAUCUUAAAUCACAUUUCCGCUGCGGGUUAUGUAAAAUCAAAUUUGUCUCGGAAAAUAGAUAUCUCAACCAUCGUUGUAAAUUUAAAGAAUAUUGUCACGUGCGACUAGAAAUAAUGUGA